Lolium rigidum is the source of this 2864-nucleotide messenger RNA. Its product is annotated as disease resistance protein RGA5-like. Gene Ontology annotation, biological process: defense response to other organism. NCBI's taxonomy places the organism in Eukaryota, Viridiplantae, Streptophyta, Magnoliopsida, Poales, Poaceae. Gene Ontology annotation, molecular function: ADP binding. Bases 36 to 2507 code for a protein of 823 amino acids. The transcript is spliced from 3 exons. The record is from RefSeq and is a predicted model, not a curated record.
ACACGGUUGACAGUAUUGUCGCUAGGCCUCCAGCCAUGACGACCAUCGAUCCCCGCCUUGGUGCUCUGUACAAUGAAGUGACCGAGCUCGUGGGCAUUUCUGGGAAAAGAGAUCAAGAGCUAAUGAAGUUGCUCUCUGAGGGAGACGACGAGGCCAAGAAAAAGUUGAAGAUGGUCUCCGUCGUCGGGCUUGGAGGAUUGGGCAAGACCACUCUUGUCAAAACGGUUUAUGACAAUAUCAAAGGAAAAUUCGAUCACAGUGCUUUUGUUCCUGUCGGUCGAAGUGCCGACGCAAAGAAGGUUCUCAUGGACAUCCUCCUUGACCUUGGUAUCUACCAAAAUCAGUUCACCAUGAUGAAUGAACGACAACUCAUUGACAGACUCCGGGAAUAUCUCGAGAACAGAAGGUACCUCAUCGUUAUUGAUGAUAUAUGGGACGGAAAACUGUGGGGAGUUAUAAAGUGGGCAUUCUCUAGCAGCAAUAAUUUGGGCAGUCGGCUAAUCACAACAACUCGUAUAGUCGGUGUAUCUAAAUUAUGUUGCUCGACUACUAAUGGUUCAAUUUAUCAAAUGGAACCUCUUAGUGGUGAUGAUUCACAGAGACUCUUCUAUAAGAGGAUAUUUUCUCAUGAGAGAGGAUGUCCCCGUGAAUUUGAGAAAGUGUCCAUAGAUAUAUUGAAAAAAUGUGGUGGAGUGCCAUUAGCCAUCAUUACUAUAGCUAGUCUUUUGGCUAGUGAUCGGGGGGUAAAACCUAUGGACAAAUGGCAUGCUUUGCUCGAGUCCUUUGGUCGUGGGCUUACAGAAGACCCCAGUGUAGAGGAGAUGUUGAGGAUACUAUCGUUUAGUUAUUAUGAUCUACCUUCUCAUCUGAAGACAUGCUUAUUAUAUCUAAGCAUGUUCCCGGAAGAUUUCAAGAUUAGAAAAGAUCAGUUGAUAUGGAUGUGGAUUGCCGAAAGUUUUGUGCAAUGUGAUAAUGCAGAAACUUUUCUCUUUGACAUCGGAGAAACUUACUUCAAUGAGCUCGUGAACAGAAACAUGAUACUGCCGGUAUAUGCUAGGAGAAAAGUAGAAGCUUGCAGAGAAGUAGAAGCUUGCAGAGUGCAUGAUAUGGUUCUAGAUCUAAUUUCUUCCCUAUCAAGAGAGGAUAACUUUGUUACUAUAUUGAAUGGUAUUGGUGAUAGCAUAUCUUCUCGGUGCAACGUCCGUAGACUGUCCCUACAGAAUGAUAGAAAAGGAGAACUUCAAACCACACCUAUCGAAUCCGUGAGUCUGUUAAAAGUGAGGUCCAUUGCUACAUUUGAACCCGCUAUCAAUCUAAUGCCGCCUUUCUCGAGCUUUUUUGUUUUACGUGUAUUGGAUUUCACUGGAUGUAAUCUUGGCAAUCAUAAUCAUCUAAACAUCCGGGAGUUGGGGAAUUUAUUGCACUUGAGGUACCUAGGUCUAGCCAAAACAGAAAUUUCCGAGGUCCCGGAAGAAGUUGGAAAGUUAAAGUUUUUGCAGGUGCUGGAUUUGAGUGGAAAUAAGCAUAUAGAAGAGCUGCCAUCGACUAUUAAUAAGCUCAGAAGAUUGAUGCGCUUACUUGUGGACAGUAACUGCGAGAGGUUUCCAGAUGGACUAGGAAACCUGACAUCAAUGGAAGUGCUGAGUGAGAUCCAUUGUGACUCUCUAAGCAUCGUGAAUGAGCUGGGCAGCAUGGAAAGGUUGACGAAGCUUGGAAUUCUGUUUGGUAAUUUGAGUUUUGAGAUGAUGGAAGCUUUCGUGGAAUCACUAGGGAAAAUGUCCAACCUCCGAAGUGUAGUAAUUACUCGUCAUGGUGUUGAGUCUCAGCUUUUGACAGGGGAAGGUGUUGAUUCUAAGACCAUCGAUCUUUUGGGGGAAGGUUGGGUGCCCCCUCGAAGUCUCCGGGAGUUUGUCACAUACGGAUUAAUAUUCUCUACAGUGCCGACAUGGAUAAGGAGGAAUCCCUUGCAUCUGUCGCAUCUCAUGAAGAUAAAAAUCUUUAUCGAGGACGUACGGCAGGAGGAUCUGGACAUCCUUGGAAGGUUACCGGCUCUUCGUAAUCUUAACUUGUGGAGCUUCCGCCAAAUCGGGCAGCCACUUGUCGGCGCUGAUGGGUUCCGUUGUCUCGCAUCAUUCAUGUCGUUUUCCCAGUCCGCGGGCCUAAUCAUGUUCCAGCCGGGAGCUAUGCCCAAUGUUGAAAAAGUUGAGCUCUGGAUCAAAUUGCGGGUGGCAAUAGAGGAAGCAGCUGGCAAAGGUGGUGAUUGUUUUCACAUGGGCUUCGGGAACCUGCUGUCCCUUCGGAAGGUCAUUGUCAAUUUGAACCGCUGGGGAUUGACAGUCGGGGAGACGAAGCAACUGGUGGCUGCGCUGGAGAACGAACUUCGUGCCCAUCCUAGUCGUCCCUACUUUCGUGUCAUCCCCGACCCACUCAUACCACAUGGCGCUCCUGACGAUGACGUAAUGUGUCAUGGAAAUUACAUGGAGGAGGAGGAGGAGGAGGAGGAAUGAAGAACCUGCAGGCCGGUUACAUAUUUAAAGAUUGCAAAAUAUAGAUAUGUACGCUCUUUUUUCCAUCUUCCCUUAUUGAUCAUAUUGCCAUGAAUGCUUAUUUGCCAUGACACGUCGUUCUAUAGGCUGGUACUAUCUCCGUUCUAAAAUAAGUGUCUCACUUUUAUCUAGAUAUAUAUAGAUACAUCUGUAUCUAGAAAAAAUUGGGACACUUAUUUUAACAUGGAGAGACUAGGGAGUACUAUUUACGACCAUAUGCAUGUCACUGGAUGCAACAUCCAUAUUAUCCUUCUCUUCGUUCCACUUUUGUUCAUGUUACCUUUUGUUUGCCUUUGGUGUGAAAUCCUGUUUUUGUGA